Messenger RNA from Macrobrachium nipponense, 798 nucleotides. RefSeq names its product caldesmon-like. The record is from RefSeq and is a predicted model, not a curated record. The coding region runs from base 1 to 798 and encodes 265 amino acids. Lineage: Eukaryota; Metazoa; Arthropoda; Malacostraca; Decapoda; Palaemonidae. The transcript has 3 exons.
AUGCCGAGGAAAGCAGCAGCAGAAGAAGAAGAAGAAGAAGCAGAAGAAGCAGAAAAAGCAGGAGAAGUAGAAGUAGAAGAGACAGGAGAACAGAAGCAGAGAAGCAGAAAAAGAAGAACAGCAGAAGCAGAAAAAGCAGGUUCAGAAGAAGCAGAAGAAAAAGCAGGGUCAAAGGAAGCAGGAAAAAAAGCAAGAGACGCAGACAAAGAAAGAGCAGAAGCAGAAAAACCAGGAUUAGAAGAAGCAGGAGAAGCAGAAGCAGAAAAGGCACAAGAAGCAGAGGAGGCAGAAAAAGCAGGAGAAAAGGCAGAAGCAGAAAAAGCAGAAGCAGAAAAGGCACAAGAAGCAGAGUCGGAAGAAGCGGAAAUGGCAGAAGCAGGAAAAGCAGAAAAGGCACAAGAAGAAGAGGAGACAGAAAAAGCAGGAGAAAAAGCAGAAGCAGAAAAACCAGGAUUAGAAGAAGCAGGAGAAGCCCCAGAAGAGGAGAAGCAGAAGCAGAAAAUGCCCAAGAAGCAGAGGAGGAGAAGCAGGAAUGGCAAAAGCAGGAGAAGCAGAAAAGGCACAAGAAGCAGAGGAGGCAGAAAAAACAGAGGAAAAGGCAGAAGCAGAAAAAGCAGAAGCAGAAAAGGCACAAGAAGCAGAGGAGGCAGAACAAGCAGGAGAAAAGGAAGAAGCAGAAAAGGCAGAAGCAGAAGCAGGAGAAACAGGAUUAGAAGAAGCAGAAGAAGCAGAAGAAGAGACAGAAGCAGGAGUAGAGUAGCAACAGAAAGGAGGAGAAAGAGAAGCAAUAGACGAUGA